AUGUUGAAUGUUUUCGCGGUGAGUCUGGUAAUCACUUCACUGGCCGCAUCGGCCAUACUGUCUCCCGCUCCAGCCACGCACCAGAAGCAGGGAGCCAACACCAUUGUCAGAGAAGGCCAUAGAGUUGUGGUUGUUGAAUACGACCAAGAUGGCCAUCACAACACCAAAAUCUCAAUCUCCCCAGAGCAACCCACACAUCACCACCAAGUUUUAGACAACGCCAAAGACGGGAUCCGAGAGGCUGCCUCCGUUCUCCCUAACGUCGGUCAAGGCAUUUCACAACCGGAAGAUGCGGCUUUUCUGCAUGCCCCUAAGGAGCUCGUUUGCGAUGCCUACGGAAGAUGCAAGCAAAGAAUCGCGGAUGCCAUGGAGAAGACCAAGGAUAAGGCUCAAGAGGCCCUCCAGAAGAAGAAGGAGAAGGUUGCCGCCAACAAGGAGGCGGCGCGGCGAGUGGGUGAUAGUGUUGCCGAUGCACUUGGAAAAACAAAGGAAAGCGUGCAUGAUAAAGCCCGUGAUGUGCACGAAUACGCGCAGGACACUGUAGAAACAGCGAAGGAGCAUGUGGCUCAUAACGUCUCAGAAGCUAGGGAUUCUUUGCGCCGCCUCAAACACGCAUUAAAAAGCAGUUUUGGAUCGUUGGAGAGCCUGAAUUCGGUGAUGGGGGUGGCCAACUUGCUGGGGUUUGCCACUGCUUAUGGCAUGUGUGUGUGGGUUACGUUUAUCUCCAGCUACGUGCAGUCGAGGGCCAUGGCGAGGCACCAGUUCGCAGUGGUGCAGAGCAAAAUCUACCCUGUUUAUUUCAGGGCCAUGGCUUAUAGCGUUGGGGUGGCUCUAUUUGGUCAUGUCUUCGGUAAUACAAACACUCUGCUCUCCAACAAAUCUCACGCAUUGCAAGCAUAUAACCUUCUCGCCUCUCUGGCCACUCUUUUCUUCAAUUCUCUUUACUUGGAGCCUCGGGCCACCAAGCUGAUGUUCGAAAGGAUAAAAAUAGAAAAGGAAGAAGGAAGAGGCAGAGUAGAUAUAAGUGGUGAGCGUGGCAGAACAGAGCAUCAACGCACAGGUGAGCCUUCCAGCAGCGCAGACCAGGAUGCAGUGAGAUCAAGAAUAAUCAAGCUCAACGACAAGCUCAAGAAAUUGAAUUCCUAUUCCUCUCUCCUAAACAUCCUCAAUCUCAUGUCUCUCACAUGGCAUCUCGUUUAUUUGGCUCAACGACUUCACACCCCUUGCUAAGCCAUGCAAAUUACCUUUUGUAGUAAUCCUUUUUCUUCUUUUUAUCAUGUGUUCAUAUUUGCAAAUACUUCCGUCUGUGUGUUUCAGGUUUAUGAAUAGACUGUUUAGGGCUUAACACUCCUUGCAAUGAAGUAUAUUUAAUUUGUCUCA
This is a messenger RNA of Vigna umbellata (rice bean), 1380 nucleotides long. RefSeq lists its product as uncharacterized. The record is from RefSeq and is a predicted model, not a curated record. NCBI's taxonomy places the organism in Eukaryota, Viridiplantae, Streptophyta, Magnoliopsida, Fabales, Fabaceae.